AUGCAAAACAUAAUUGGCAAAAACAAAGAACAGGUUCCAUGAUCUAAACCCAGGAAUACCUUCUUUCAAUUCCUUUUAAAAAAAAAAUCAUAAAUACAGACAAUGGCAUAUUUUUUCAAUUAAGACAUUUUCUGAAGAAAGAGACCUUCUUUGGUUAAUAUUAUUUCUGGUUCCGUUCCAAAAAACUUGCCUUUAACAUACAUUAGAAUACAGACUGGCACAGAAACAGGAACUGAUCACCUCUUUGGCUAAGAUCUGGUGUUGAAGGUUAAAUAGGAGAGGGUUGGCUUGAAGAAACAGAGAUUAACAGAGAGACUCCAAAGCUGAUCAAGGUUCAAGGCAAAACAAUAAGGCUACCACACAAACUUCAGGUCCGCUCUCCACAGACAUGGGACAAAACCUCUUUCUCCUGCUCAUCUCAGGGCUCUACACAUCAUGUUCAUGUCUCUCCCGUCAUUUUUACUUUGUGAACAUGAAUAAGAACUGGACUGAGGCACAGAGUUACUGCAGAGAUAAUUACACUGGUCUGGCAACCUUUGAUGACAUGAAGGACAUGAAUGAGAUGCUAAACACUUUAGGCACCAGUUAUAACAAAGUGGCCUGGAUUGGCCUGGAGAAAGGAAACGAGAAGAAAUGGCAGUGGUCCCUGGCAGACAGGGAAUUUUACAGUGAUGGAGGAACUGAGUUCCGGAACUGGGAUAAUAAUCAGUCACAGGCUGUGGCAAAUGACUGUGUACUUAUGGUAAAUAAUGGUAAAUGGCAAGAUCGUGACUGCAACCAAAUAUACCCAUUUAUCUGUUAUAAAGGUACAGAUCCCAAGAACAGGCAAUUCAUCCCAGUUAAACUCUAUGUCACUUGGACAUACGCUCAGAGUGUCUGCAAAUAUUAUGCUGCAGACCUGGUCAGUAUACGGAACGAAAAUGAAAACGAGCUUUUACGUGAAGUCGCAGCAGGAGUGCCAAUGUGGAUCGGCUUGUUCAAAGAUGCCUGGAAAUGGUCUGACAAUGGGAACUCUUCAUUCCGAUCGUGGAGAACAGGCCAACCCGAUAAUUAUUAUGGGAAUGAGAACUGUGCCGUAUCAUGGUUGACGGAUAUGGAAAAAGGGAAAAUGGGUGACAGGCCAUGUAAUGAAAAACAUCCAUUUAUAUGCUACGGUGUUAUGGAACCCACAACUUCUCAACCCUCAACCAAGUCACUCACUUCUACUAACCACCCCAUGACCAAGCAAUCAGUCACCGUGCCCUCAACUGCUGUCAAGAAGAAGCAGGCAAUGGGGGGUGGUGGUGUAACACCACUGAUUCAAUCUGCUAGUCAAGUGUCUCCCCAUUAUCUGUCCAGGGCUCUUUUGCCUGCCUGCUCUCUUUACCUCUCACUUUUCCACCUGUUGUAAUGGUCCUGUUUUCAUCUGUACUCAUAUCCCACUUAUCUCACUCAUAAAUGUUAUUUCUAUCUUACAUACAAUUUAAUAUGCAGAAUAUAGAAAUGAUUUGCUUACACGAGCUUCUUAUUAUGUAUGUGUGAACCGAUUAAAAUUCUUAGUAUGUGCACAGUUAGCUCUUUAGUGUCAAUAGCCUCGACAUAACAGCUUACAUGA
This is a messenger RNA of Paramormyrops kingsleyae, 1594 nucleotides long. The record is from RefSeq and is a predicted model, not a curated record. Lineage: Eukaryota; Metazoa; Chordata; Actinopteri; Osteoglossiformes; Mormyridae.